UGGCGCGCGGGGACAAUGCGGCCCUGCCGACCGGCUGGGGGCGCGCUAGUCCGAGUUGAGCCCCGCCUCGCGCGGAAUUCACGCCCCCGCCCACGCGCGACGCACCCUUUGUCAGUGGCACGGCGCGCGCGUGCGCCUCAAUCGUGGAGGGAGGGUGGUCCACCGCAGCAGCUGCUUCUUUCUCUACCCCUUGCCCUUUGUACAAGUCCGGGAGGUGCGCUUGUCCAGUCUGGUCUGCCGCCUCCAUCCCCCUCGGCACACUCCCACCCCACAAUUUCCUGCUAUCGCCGGGCAUCCUCAGCCGCAACUCCGUUCACAUCCCAAGCAGUGAAACCUGCGGGUGGCUCGUGGAAGGAAUUCUGGGAGGUAAUCAGUGAUGAACAUGGCAUUGACCCCACCGGUACCUACCACGGUGACAGCGACCUGCAGCUGGACCGCAUCUCCGUGUACUAUAAUGAAGCUACAGGUGGCAAAUAUGUUCCUCGUGCUAUCUUGGUGGAUCUAGAACCAGGGACCAUGGACUCUGUUCGCUCAGGUCCUUUUGGGCAGAUAUUCAGACCAGACAACUUUGUUUUCGGUCAGUCUGGGGCAGGCAACAACUGGGCCAAGGGCCACUACACAGAGGGGGCUGAGCUGGUUGACUCAGUCUUGGAUGUGGUACGGAAGGAGGCCGAGAGCUGUGACUGCCUGCAGGGCUUCCAGCUGACCCACUCACUGGGUGGGGGCACAGGCUCUGGAAUGGGCACCUUGCUCAUCAGCAAGAUCCGAGAAGAAUAUCCUGACCGCAUCAUGAACACCUUCAGCGUGGUACCUUCACCCAAAGUGUCUGACACUGUGGUUGAGCCCUACAAUGCCACCCUCUCCGUCCAUCAAUUGGUAGAGAACACAGAUGAAACCUACUGCAUUGACAACGAGGCCCUUUAUGACAUCUGCUUCCGCACUCUCAAGCUGACCACUCCAACCUACGGGGACCUGAACCACCUUGUUUCAGCCACCAUGAGCGGUGUCACCACCUGCCUUCGCUUCCCCGGUCAGCUCAAUGCAGACCUCCGCAAGCUGGCAGUUAACAUGGUGCCCUUCCCACGUCUCCACUUCUUUAUGCCUGGCUUUGCACCUCUGACCAGCCGUGGAAGCCAGCAGUAUCGGGCCCUUACUGUGCCUGAACUCACCCAGCAGGUCUUCGAUGCCAAGAACAUGAUGGCUGCCUGUGACCCCCGCCAUGGCCGUUACCUCACUGUAGCUGCUGUCUUCCGUGGGCGGAUGUCCAUGAAGGAGGUAGAUGAGCAGAUGCUCAAUGUGCAAAACAAGAAUAGCAGCUACUUCGUGGAAUGGAUCCCCAACAAUGUCAAGACGGCUGUCUGUGACAUCCCACCCCGUGGCCUCAAGAUGGCAGUCACCUUCAUCGGCAACAGCACGGCCAUCCAGGAGCUCUUCAAGCGCAUCUCAGAGCAAUUCACGGCCAUGUUCCGGCGCAAGGCCUUCCUCCACUGGUACACAGGUGAGGGCAUGGACGAGAUGGAGUUCACUGAAGCUGAGAGCAACAUGAACGACCUUGUCUCCGAGUACCAGCAGUACCAGGAUGCCACCGCAGAAGAAGAAGAGGAUUUUGGCGAGGAGGCUGAAGAGGAGGCCUAAGAGCAUCAUCACCGUAGCCUUCUCUGUUCCCUCAGCCUUCUUCCUCAACUGCCCCUGUCCUCUCCCUCAGAAUUUGCAUUUUCUGCCUCUAUCUUGUUUUUUGUUUUUCCUUUUUUGGAGGGGGGUUCCUAGAACAGUGCCUGGCACAUAAUAGGCGCUCAAUAAAUAUUUGUUGUUUGUUGAA
Messenger RNA from Neofelis nebulosa (Clouded leopard), 1819 nucleotides. It is a transcript of the gene TUBB, whose product is annotated as tubulin beta class I. Gene Ontology annotation, molecular function: GTPase activity; structural constituent of cytoskeleton; GTP binding. Gene Ontology annotation, biological process: mitotic cell cycle; microtubule cytoskeleton organization. Bases 16 to 1635 code for a protein of 539 amino acids. Gene Ontology annotation, cellular component: microtubule; cytoplasm. The record is from RefSeq and is a predicted model, not a curated record. Lineage: Eukaryota; Metazoa; Chordata; Mammalia; Carnivora; Felidae. The transcript has 4 exons.